GGGGGGGGAUUGGGGUGACCCACCUCCUGCACCUGUCACCUGGGGCUGAAUGCACACAGUGAGUGAGCGAUGGUUGUUGGUAGCGUUUGAUAUCUGUACCUGAAUCCUGUCUCAAUCGCUCAAAGUGACUGAGAAACCCACAGCACAUCGGAGCAGCGGAGAAUGGGAGCGAUUCACUCCAACAAAACGCCGAUUUUUGAUGCCAACGAGGAUGUCACAUUAGACCAUUUCCAGAUCUUAAGAGCUAUUGGAAAAGGUAGCUUUGGGAAGGUUUGCAUCGUACAGAAGAAAGACACAAAGAAGAUGUAUGCUAUGAAAUACAUGAACAAACAGAAGUGUGUGGAACGCAAUGAAGUGCGGAAUGUAUUUAAGGAGCUGCAGAUCAUGCAAGGCUUGGAACAUCCAUUUCUCGUCAAUUUAUGGUAUUCAUUUCAGGAUGAGGAAGAUAUGUUCAUGGUGGUGGACCUUCUUCUGGGUGGGGAUCUUCGCUAUCACCUGCAGCAGAAUGUUCAUUUUAAGGAGGAUGCAGUGAAACUUUACAUUUGUGAGCUGGUUCUGGCAUUGGAUUACCUACAGAGUAAGCACAUCAUUCACAGGGACAUUAAGCCUGACAAUAUUCUUCUGGAUGACCAGGCUAAAAAUAUUGAAAGUUACUACGCUGAGUGUGAGCUGGAAGGUCAUGUGCACGUCACAGACUUCAACAUUGCGGCUCUGGUGAAUCAGGAAAAGCAGGCCACCUCUAUUGCAGGGACAAAACCAUAUAUGGCUCCAGAAAUAUUUAAUCCAGUUGAAGGCUCUGGAUAUUCCUUCGAUGUGGACUGGUGGUCCCUGGGAAUCACAGCCUACGAGCUCCUCAAAGGCCGGAGACCGUAUGAAAUCCGGUCCAGCACACCUGUUAACGAAAUUCUUCACAUGUUCAACUCUAACAGCAUCAACUAUCCCUCCACAUGGUCCGCGGGUUUAGAAUCGCUGCUGCGAAAGUAUUUUGGUUCCUGCUGGAAAUCUCGGUGGCUGUGA
Molecule: messenger RNA, 1017 nt
Organism: Callorhinchus milii (elephant shark)
Lineage: Eukaryota; Metazoa; Chordata; Chondrichthyes; Chimaeriformes; Callorhinchidae
Product: serine/threonine-protein kinase 32A
Exons: 10
Coding region: 163-1017 (284 amino acids)
Biological process (GO): G protein-coupled receptor signaling pathway; regulation of signal transduction; protein phosphorylation
Molecular function (GO): G protein-coupled receptor binding; G protein-coupled receptor kinase activity; ATP binding
Source: RefSeq, a predicted model, not a curated record